UAAGAUUUGACGUUACAGUGAGAUAACAACGCUAUUGGCCAGUACAGUAGAGCAACCAGGUCAGCUGACAUGUAGAUACCGCGUAUUCUGUGAGGUCUCUACACAGUAUGAGCCACCAACGAAAUUGCUGGCCCAACCAGGAUGCGCAGAGAGUGAUAAAUAUAGAUUAUUUCGGUCUCUGUGCGCAGCGCGGAGGGGAACUUCAGUAGCCUUGAUGCGGACAGCUCCCCUCCGGUCGAUGCUUUGAAGAAAGGGGAGAGCCGAAGUUAUCGCAUCACAAGUCAAGUCUGCAGUAGGCCUAGCAUAAUUAUCAAACGCGCACAGUGGGGAGUGGACUGCCAUCUCCCGUGGGUAGGUGUGUGUGGCACAGGUUUUUCCCAGUAUAGUUGCAUGCCGAAUAUUGUGCGGUGUGGUAAACUACCAAGUGCAUCGACGAGCGAUGGCGGAAUGUGGAAUGAAGGCGCUGUCUGUCCUGGAGGCGGCCCGCUCACGCUACGAGAGCUUGCAGAUUUCAGAUGAUGUUUUUGGGGAAUCGGGAGAUGACAGUAGCGACAAUCCCUUUUACAGCACAUCGGGUGACUCGAAUUCGGAUAACUGUUGCUUGGAGACCGGGGAUGAUCAAAGGGCAGGUGAGACUGGGAAUUGUCAAAACGGAGGUCCACCCGGGUCUAUCUCAAAGACUCAAGCAGAGGAGGAUGGAUGGAGCGACACCCUGCAAGAUAUCACGGUGGCCCACUACAACGACACAUAUGGCCCUAUCCAGAGAAUGCCAGCCACAGCCACUUGCAUGGACUUCUUCCAGCUCUUUGUGCCCGACAACACCAUCCAAAACAUGGUGACGCAGACCAACAUGUAUGCCAAGAAGUACCAGGAGCGCUUCGGCAGCGACGAGGGCUGGCGGAACGUGACGGCGGCCGAGAUGAAGGCCUUCCUGGGCUUGGUGACUUCCACCAGCGUUCACCGCUGUGAGUCAGUGCUCAGCAUCUGGAGCAGCGGCUUCUUCAGCAAUCGCAGCAUUGCACUCAAGAUGAGCCAGGCGCGCUUCGAGAAGAUCCUCAAGUACUUCCAUAUCGUGGCCUUCCGCUCCAGCCACAGCAGCCAUGGCCUCUACAAGAUCCAGCCCUUCCUGGACUCACUGCAGCAGUCGUUCGGCUGCAGCACAUUCCGCCCCUCUCAGACUCAGGUGCUCCAUGAGCCUCUGAUUGAUGAGGACCCGGUGUUCAUCACCACCUGUACGGAGAGAGAACUGAGGAAGAGGAGGAAGAGGAAAUUCAGUCUGUGGGUCCGCCAAUGCACAUCCACUGGCUUCAUCUGUCAGAUCUAUGUGCAUCUAAAGGAGGGCCAGGGUCCUGAUGGGUUGGCCACCCUGAAGAUCAAGCCUCAGCUCCACAGUAUGGUGGCCAAACAGCUGUGUCAGAACCUCUCAGGCCGCAACAGCAUCAUCUUCACCGGACCCAGCAUCACCAGCCUCAACCUGUACCAGGAGUUUGAGAAACAGGAGAUCUACUGCUGUGGGCUGCUGAGCACCAGGAAGAGUGACUGCACCGGCCUGCCCCAGUCCAUGUUGGUGAACCCUGAGAGCCCCCAGCAGAGGGGCCAGUCCCACAGCAUGAUGAGAGGUAACACCUCUCUCAUCAGCUGGUACAACAAGGGACACUUCCGCUUCCUUACCAACGCCUACUCACCCACCAAGAAAGGGGUGAUCAUCAAAAGGAAAAGUGGUGAGAUUCCCUGUCCGCUGGCUGUGGAGGCCUUCGCUGCACACCUCAGUUACAUCUGCAAGUAUGACGACAAGUACAGCAAGUAUUUCAUCUUCCACAAGCCAAACAAAACGUGGCAGCAGGUGUUCUGGCUGACCAUCAGCAUCGCCAUAAACAACGCCUAUAUCAUGUACAAGAUGUCCGAUACCUACCAGAUUAAGCGCUACAGCCGAGCUCAGUUUGGAGAGAGACUGGUGAGGGAGCUACUGGAUUUAGACGACUGCUCUCCUACCCAGUGAGGCGACCACAUAAUCUUUGUAAUAUACGCACACUGUGUACACACACUGUCACACGUACCCACAAACACACACUGUUCAUCACAUGCAAAACACUAAAACACACUAACCCAAAACACUAAUAGAUUUGUUCUUUACAAUUGUAGACACUGGGAUAGGUCAUUCCUUAAAUGAAACAAUAUUUUAACAGUGCCAGUGGGUUGGGGGACCAAACCUGCAGGUUUGGAGAGCAGGUCUAUAGUUUAGUCGGAACGGUCUAUAGAUUAAAGUUUCUUUACUGAGGCACAAAGCAGAGCCAUUGUACAGUACACAUGUCUCUAUUGUUAUUGUCACAGGCUGCAUGACAAAAACACAGUUGGAUAAUGUACUGUUGUUCAAUGUGCAGAUUUCUUUAAAAAAAAAUCUGGUUAAAUAUUGUUUCCAUGUAGAACAAUAUCACUCUGUAAUGUAAAUCGACCAUCUAUGGAGCAACAUCGGGUGUGUUCUCUCCAAGAUAGACCUGAACCACUAAGAAGAAAUACUGUAUGUGUGUAUGUCGGUAGGUAUGUAUGUAUUACAGUACCACUCAAAAGUUUGGACGCACCUACUCAUUCAAGGGUUUUUCUUUAUUUGUACAAUUUUCUACAUUGUAGAAUAAUAGUGAAGACAUCAAAACUAUGAAAUAACACAUAUGGAAUCAUGUAUAUCAAAAAUAUCAAAAUAUAUUUUAGAUUCUUCAAGGUAGCCACUCUUUGCCUUGAUGACAGCUUUGUAUACUCAUUGCAUUCUCUCAACCAGCUUCACCUGGAAUGCUUUUCCAACAGUCUUGAAGGCGUUCCCACAUGCUGAGUACUUGUUGGCUGCUUUUCUUUCACUCUGCGGUCCAACUCAUCCCAAACCAUCUCAAUUGGGUUGAGGUCAGGUGAUUGUGGAGGCCAGGUCAUCUGAUGCAUUACUCCAUCACUCUCCUUGGUAUAAUAGCCCUUACACAGCCUGGAGGUGUGUUGGGUCAUUGUCCUGUUGAAAAACAAAUGAUAGUCCCACUAAGCGCAAACCAGAUGGGAUGGUGUAUUGCUGCAAAAUGCUGUGGUAGCCAUGCUGGUUAAGUGUGCCUAGAAUUCUAAAUAAAUCACUGACACCAGCUCCUCCAUGCUUCACGGUGGGAACCACACAUGUGGAGAUCAUCCAUUCACCUACUCUGUGUUUCACAAAGACACGGCGGUUGGAUCCAAAAACAAUUUCCACUAAUAUCCUUUGCUCAUGUUUCUUGGCCCAAACAAGUCUCUUCUUCUUAUUGGUGUCCUUUAGUAGUGGUUUCUUUGCAACAAAUUGACCAUGAAGGCCUGAUUCACACGGUCUCCUCUGAACAGUUGAUGUUGAGCUGUGUCUGUUACUUGAAUUUAUUUGGGCUGCAAUUUCUGGGCUGGUAACUCUAAUUAACUUAUCCUCUGCAGCAGAGGUAACUCUCGGUCUUCCUUUCCUGUGGCUGUCCUCAUGAGAGCCAGUUUCAUCUUAGCUCUUGAUCAUUUUUAUGACUGCACUUGAAGAAACAUUCAGAGAUUUUCCAUAUUGACUGACCUUCAUGACUUAAAGUAAUGAAUGACUGUCAUUUCUCUUUUCUUAUUUGAGCUGUUCUUGACAUAUGGACUUGGUAUUUUACCAAAUAGGGCUAUCUUCUGUAUACCAACCGUACCUUGUCACAACACAACUCAAUUGGCUCAAACUCAUUAAGAAGCAAAGACAUUUCACAAAUUAACUUUUAACAUGACACACCUGUUAAUUGUAAUGCAUUCCAGGUGACUACCUCCAUGAAGCUGAUUGAGAGAAUGCCAAGAGUGUGCAAAGCUGUCAUCAAGACCAAGUGUGGCUACUUUGAAGAAUAUAUUCUGUUUUGUUUAACACUUUUUUGGUUACUACAUGAUUCCAAAUGUGUUAUUUCAUAGUUGUAGAUUUAUAGGGAAGACAACAACAUUGAAAAUAGUAAAAAUAAAGAAAAACCCUUGAAUGUGUAGGUGUCCAAACCUUUGACUGGUAAUGUGUAUCUACAUAUACAUACAUGUGUGUGGGUGUGUGUGUGUGUGUGUAUAAGCCCAGGAUCCUUCCAUUAUGUUUAAAUGAAAUAUGGAGGAGUAGUCUGCACUACAUUUCAUUACCAUCCCCCUUCCAGAGCGCUUGCCAUCUUGCUGAUGCUUAAUACCUGAAAUGGGAAAUGUCCUGCUUACCAGGGUAAUGCUUACUGUACUCAGUAACUUCAUAUCUCAGUCAAUAGGAACUAUGCAACUGGUCAUCAGAUCAUAUGACUGGCAGUCCCUAUUCUCAGCCAAUUGGUUCAUCGCUGUAUAUUUGCAACAUCAUUGAAAAUUCUGGAUGGUGUGACUUGUGUUCAGGUUUUCAGACUGCAAAGGGAAGGGUUGAUGAUAUGAUAAAUUAUUCUCGUUCUUGCCAAUGAUGACCACAUGAACGUUCAUUUGGAUGAAGCCUACAGUUGCUGUACAACAUGACUACCGUCUCCAUGUGGCGUAGUCUUGGAUAAUCAAGAGCUGCAGGGGUCAGUUCAGUUCAACUCUAGAUAAACACUCUGAACUGUCCACAGCAAGCCCUCACUCUCUGACAGACCACACAGACUGUUUUCAGUUCAGUUCAUCUGGUGAUGUAUGAUGAGCCUCUGGCUCAGCUGGGGAGCUAAGAGUGUGGCCCAUAUCCAGUGUGCCAGUGUGGCCCAUAUCAUCAUAGGCUCACUGUAGUCACAUCCAUUGUCCAAACCCUGGAAGCAAGCCUGACAUUGAUCUAUACAGUAUGUAAGUUGAGUUUAAAUUAAACAUUACAUACCGUCAGCCAAUAAUUAUCUCACUCCAAUGAUGUCACUAAAAGAUGGAGAGAAGAAAACACCAGACCCACAGAAGUUUGUCAAUGUUAUUCCUUUCAAAGGGGCUUAGGAGAAUGGAUCCUCCUGAUCUGGCAUAAUGACUUUGUGAGGCUGUGGUCUUGCCUCUUGUGUGGGGACAGAAUAGCACCCCACUGUGCUGUAUGUUGAGCUGUUUUAAGUCAGUUAAGUGAAUGUCACCGUGGAUUAAUAAUGUAUUUUUGGCCAAUAGAGAAUGUACUGUCAGUGUAAAAGUGAAAUCAAUGCUUUCAAUUGUGUGCAAUUCCAAAGUCUCCAAAGCCUAUUUUGUCCCUUGGCCGAUGACAUACAAUCGUGCUUAUCCGCUCCUUGCCACUGUGACUGUGUUUUUGAUGUGUGAAGUGUUUGGGAGAUUUGUACUACUGAGGCAGAGUUGUCCUAGCUAGGGCACUACUCAUGCACUUUCGAUGGUCCUGCACUUUAAAGCAAUUCAGUAACGGUGUUUACUAAAUAUCCCUAGCUUUGAUGAAUUCCUAUAACUAACGGUGUUUACUAAAUAUCCCUAGCUUUGAUGAAUUCCUAUAACUAAUGGUGUUUACUAAAUAUCCCUAGCUUUGAUGAAUUCCUAUAACUAACGGUGUUUACUAAAUAUCCCUAGCUUUGAUGAAUUCCUAUAACUAACGGUGUUUACUAAAUAUCCCUAGCUUUGAUGAAUUCCUAUAACUAACGGUGUUUACUAAAUAUCCCUAGCUUUGAUGAAUUCCUAUAAUUAACAGUGGUACUAAAUGCUUCCCCAGAAAAUAGAUGAGUUAAUGACUCACUUUACUCUGAAAAUCUGUUUUGUCGCAGAACACUGAAGGUUUAAUCUUGUUUCAUUGCUAUUGCCUGUUUCCUCUAAUUAUUGAGAGCUUGACCAUUCUGUGAAGAAGCAGGAAAUCCAUUUUUAAUAAAAAAGGGUAAUUAUUGUCUGAGUGCUACAAUAUUUAUGCAGGAAUGAUUUAAAGGGGAUCAACGAAAGUACACGAAGAUGAUGAAUACUACAAGCCAAUGAAAAGGAAUUAUAUUCUAAAAACAUUAUGAAUAUUUACCAAAAUAUAUGAUGUGCAUAUGCUAUUGAGGUACAUUUGUUUUUGUGUACUUAUUAGACAGUACAAGUGAUUAUAGUUCUAUCAGGUUCUUCACUUUUAGGUAAGACACAUGAUUGUGAUUUUUCACCUUUUCCUUUUCCCCCAAAAAACAUUGUCGUUCUUGUGUAUGUUUGUUUGUGUGCGAUCACUAGUUCUGUGCACUGAUCACUGUCUGAAAGAUUCUCUGACAUGCCAUAAGUAUGUUAAUGAUGCUAAUAACAAUGCUCUUUUGUUCUGAAUUGUUAUAUUGAUAGACACCAAGAAGUAUGCAUGAUAGUCAACAACCUUUUCAAAGUAAACACUUCAAAAUCAAAUAUAUAAUCUCUUUAAAUUGUCUGUUCGCGGUAUAUCUUAGUCAUGAAGUCCUUGGAUGUGCUCUAAAAUGUUCUGUAAGUGUAGUGUUACUAAGCAAUGUCUAUUAGGCCAUAUUUAAUGUUAUUAAUACCACCAUGGCCAAGUAGAGAGCAGAUGACUCAUGUGGUGAUCCGUUAUUGCUACUCUGAGUGAUUUCAUGAACCAAUUAUAAUCAGGAGAGAUGGAGGGCUGUUAAUCCCCCUCCCCCUGUAUUCACUUUUAAUCAGAACUGCUUUAGUUUAAAUUCUCAGGUUGAAAAUGUAUGAUCUACAAUUUACAAUAAGAUAAAAUAUGACAGUUUAUUUUAUUGCCCAGCCAUGUAUUAGAUAUAUUCUCAGUGCCUUUUACAUAGAACAUCUCCUUUUCUUACCAGGCAUUUCAUGCCAGUAUCAUGUGGCAACUUCAGAUGACUUCUGCAGAGAAUAUCAAAAAAAUAUAUAAUUUAUUCAAGAUGGAUAAAACAAAAGACAGUUUACCAUCUGUAUAGUGCAUCUGUGUUCAUUAAAUUAUUUUCUCACUCCAGGAUUAUAUAACUAGGUUUAUAGUUCAACCCUUACAACAUUUGGUUCUUUAAAGCAAUCUACUAGAAAAGACAACAGACAUAAACUAUAUCAACGGCCAAGACAUAUCCAAAUCCUGAGGCCAGAUAUUAUUUUUUUUAAUCAUCAUUGGCCAUUUAUCAUUUCCUGGAAUCUCUUUGUGUCACUGUAAUUCCCUAGCUUCUGAGAGGCAAUAUUAAUUGACCAUUGCUCUGUAAAAUGAAUGAGGUCAGUUGAUUGACAGCCCACUCAGUCUAUUGCCACCUAAUUUCUUCUGGUAUUCGGUGGCAGGUAGCCGUUAGUGUUGGGCCAAUAACUGAAAGGUUGCCGGAUCGAAUCCCCGAGCUGACAAGGUUAAAAAAAAAGGGUCGUUCUGCGCCUGAGCAAGGCAGUUAACCCACUGUUCCCCGGGCGACGAAGACGUGGAUGUCGAUUAUGGCAGCCCCCACCCACCAGAGGGGUUGGGUUAAACGUGGAAGACACAUUUCUUUUGACUGACUAGAUAUCCCCCUUUCCCUAUUUACUGCUGUUUUCAGACCCAUAAAGCAUAUAGAGAGCCAAUACCAUGGUACCACUCGUGCACCCGCCUCCACCCGUAACCGUUAAUGGACAAACUGAGACUACAUGCAAGUAAGUUGGCUAGUCAGGCAGCCCAAUGCCCAUUGGGUCCUUUUAUAGUUAUAGUCUGCAUUAGUGAUCAAGACUGCUGAAAUACAUUUUAAUAUGUCAUCUAGAAAUUUUGGACACCAUUUGUUAGUAAUUUCCAUUCUAAAACACAGUGGAAGAUUACAAUAUGUUAAAGUGUAAUGACAGUGGCAAGAAAAUAACAAAUGUCUUCUGCAGGCCUAUCGUGCACUCUGGCAAUUGAAAGUCUAAAGUUGGGACCUGAAGAUGUAUGAUUGAGACAGUCAAGUAAAUUAACUUUGCCGACCUCAGGGCUUCAUUAUCCGCUAUUAAUAAAAAAUACAAUAAGGUGCUAUCAAAAUACUGUAAAAAAUGAUAGAUAGUAUUGAAAUAUGUGCUCAAUCAAUGGUCAGUAGAAAAGUUGUCAAGACUAAUAUUAAGGGUAGUUGGUAAAAUGAAAUCUAGUUCCAGAAUGGUGUAUUUGACAUUGUACUAAUAAUAUGUAAAUAGCUCAUGUAAGCUGGACCAAACUUCCUACCGUAUCGGAUGAAUUCUAUACAACACACAAACAGCAAUGUAUGACUGCUCUGGGAAUGUUGUUGCAACUGCUUCUUGUCCUGUGUUUUUCAUUGGUGGAGGAAAAGUGAUUGCUGUAUCGUGCGUGUUUGUUAUUUCUCCUCAUUGAGUGUGUAUGUAGCCUAUUGUAAACCUUCCCUCUGUGAUCUUCAUGUUAACAGUACACCACCCUGAUGGACUUUGUGAAUCGUAUGUAUACCACCUGAGUUUACACCAUGUUGCUAAUAAAUGUUCACGAUUUUA
This is a messenger RNA of Oncorhynchus nerka (sockeye salmon), 8280 nucleotides long. Its product is annotated as piggyBac transposable element-derived protein 5. The record is from RefSeq and is a predicted model, not a curated record. Gene Ontology annotation, biological process: non-replicative DNA transposition. Gene Ontology annotation, molecular function: transposase activity. NCBI's taxonomy places the organism in Eukaryota, Metazoa, Chordata, Actinopteri, Salmoniformes, Salmonidae. The transcript has 7 exons. Bases 440 to 1999 code for a protein of 519 amino acids.